Messenger RNA from Penicillium crustosum, 2688 nucleotides. Its product is annotated as putative glycosyl hydrolase. The record is from RefSeq and is a predicted model, not a curated record. The coding region runs from base 1 to 2688 and encodes 895 amino acids. Lineage: Eukaryota; Fungi; Ascomycota; Eurotiomycetes; Eurotiales; Aspergillaceae. Gene Ontology annotation, biological process: carbohydrate metabolic process. Gene Ontology annotation, molecular function: hydrolase activity, hydrolyzing O-glycosyl compounds. The transcript has 2 exons.
AUGAUCAUGCUCAAGAAUAUGAGCAAACUGUGCAUAACACUGGCCAUCAGUGCCGGUGCUUGUGUAGCGGCUACCGACUCCAAACCCCUUGUCGCCUCUGCUGGUGAUAUUGCUACUAUCCCAGGAUGGUACCUCCAAUCGUCGACCAAAGUAUCAGGUGGGAUGGAUGUACUCUCCGCACCAGGGAAAGAUGUCUCAUCAUGGUAUCGGGUUGGUGCUCGUGGCACUGUCAUGGCUGGCCUUAUUGAAAAUGGGGUAUACAACGAGACAGACUUGUUCUACUCGGACAACAUGGAAUCCGCCGCUGAUCCCUCCAUGUUCGAUGCACCAUGGCUUUACCGAGAAGAGUUUACAUUGAACCCAUCCACGGGACAAUAUUUUACCCUAAAGACACACGGUAUCACAUCCAAGGCAGACGUCUAUCUGAACGGAGUGCUCAUUGCAUCAAGUGACCAACAGCAAGGCACCUAUGGCGGCCACCAGUACAACAUGACCGAGCAUGUUGAGGAUGGAGCCAAUUGUCUACUCAUUCGCGCGUACCCAACGAACUACCUUCGUGAUUUUGCCCAGGGGUUUGUGGACUGGAAUCCAUACCCAGCCGAUAAUGGCACCGGCGUUUGGCGAAAUGUGGAGGUUUCUCAGACUGGUGCGGUCUCGAUGUCGCCAUUCCGCGUCCUCACCGAUUUUACUCACUCUACCUCUGAGCCGGUGAAGGUCACCCUUCGAACUGAUUUGACCAACCACGAAUCAAUUGGCCAUCAGGUGACGAUUAAAGGCACUAUCAAAGGGCCAGAUGGCUCCGCAACUGUGCAGAUUAGCGAGACAUUUGAUCUAAGGUCGAACGAAAAAAAGACGGUGUCUAUAAGUGUGCCAAUCGAGGACCCUGAUAUUUGGUGGCCUGCCAUUUGGGGUGAACAGCCUUUAUACACAGUACAGGCUAGCGCCAUCAUCCAGAAACCCGAGAAGUUGGUGUCAGAUAGUUCAAUCCCUCAACAAUUCGGAAUUCGCCAUGUGUCAUCGAAGUUGAACAACCACAAUGAUACCGAAUUCUAUGUCAAUGGCGAGCCUUUCCAGGUCAUCGGAGCUGGAUAUGGGCCGGAUAUCUUUUUGCGAUUCGAUAUUGACCGGGUACAGAAGAUUUUCGCCUACAUGCUGGACAUGGGGCUCAAUACUGUGCGCUUGGAGGGAAAACAGGAGCACCCCGAACUUUAUGACCUCGCAGAUAAAAUGGGGAUGAUGGUCCUGGCGGGAUGGGAAUGCUGUGAUAAAUGGGAGGGAUGGUCGUACAAUGACGAGGCCGACGGUGUCAAAUGGGGAAAAGCAGACUACCCGGUUGCGAAAGCAGCAAUGUUGCACGAGGCAGAGAUGAUGCAAAGCCAUGCUUCAAUGCUUGGAUUUUUGGUGGGCUCAGAUUUCUGGCCAAAUGAGCAGGCCGCCGAGACCUAUCUAGAUGCCCUAAAAGUUAUGGAUUGGCCCAACCCAAUCAUUGCAUCAGCCAGCAAGCGUGGCUACCCCGAAGCCCUUGGACCAUCUGGAAUGAAGAUGGACGGCCCAUACGACUGGGUACCCCCGAAUUACUGGUACAAUGACAAAGAAGGAGCAGCAUUUGGCUUUGGAUCUGAAUUGGGCGCCGGAGUUGGAACCCCCGAGAUGGGCAGCCUGAAAAAGUUCAUGACUGAUGACGAGCUGGAAACUCUCUGGAAAGAACCAAAUGCAGACCAAUAUCAUAUGUCCCGCUAUGAUUCGCAGUUCUACGACCGGAAGCUCUACAACAAGGCUCUCUUUGCCCGAUACGGAAAGCCUACUAGCCUGGAAGACUACAUCAUCAAAAGUCAGAUGGCAGAUUAUGAGGCCACCCGAGUCCAGUUUGAAGCUUACGGAGCAAAGCAAAAUGCCACUCGACCUGCCACAGGAGCUAUUUAUUGGAUGUUAAAUAGUGCCUGGCCAAACCUGCAUUGGCAGUUGUUUGAUUACUAUCUCAGCCCUAUGGCAGCCUACUUCGGCACCAAGGUUGGAGCACGCACGGAACAUGUGGCUUAUGAUUAUGAGAGCCAUGAAAUUUGGCUCAUUAACCACUCGCUUGACAAGAGCGGAAACCGGCAAAUCAUGGUAGACUUCAUUGAUGCAGAUGGCAAAGAAAUAUCCGGGGCCACAGUGGAGAGCAAUACAACGCCCCAUUCCUCAAAGGUGGUAGCUUCGCUUGCCGGAAUUAAGAAAGUCAAAGAUAUCGGCUUCCUUCGUCUUACGCUCAGCGAUUCAAAAUCUCAAGCUGUCCUUAGCCGCAAUGUUUACUGGCUCUCUCCUACCACCGAUGUCUUGAACUGGCCAAAGUCUAACUGGUACACCACACCAGUUACGAAGUUUACCAAAUACACCAAGCUGGAGACACUGAAACCGGCUACUUUGAAGGCUUCACUGCACAGCGUGGAGUCGCCAACAGACGAUGGUUUGACUCAUGCCGAGGUCGUGCUCGAAAACCAAUCUGUAGGACCUGCAGUUUUCAUUCGUCUGAAUGCUAUAAAUACCUCCGAAAACGCGGAGAUUGCACCGCUUUAUUGGUCUGACAACUAUGUAACUCUUUGGCCGAAAGAACAACUGCGGUUGACUGUUGCAUUUGAAGGAGAUAUCAAGAAUACUCUGAUCGAAAUCACAGGAAGAAAUGUGGAGAAAGUGACUGUCAGGGCUUAG